Messenger RNA from Fukomys damarensis (Damara mole-rat), 507 nucleotides. RefSeq names its product ribonuclease P/MRP subunit p14 (gene Rpp14). Lineage: Eukaryota; Metazoa; Chordata; Mammalia; Rodentia; Bathyergidae. The record is from RefSeq and is a predicted model, not a curated record. Gene Ontology annotation, cellular component: ribonuclease P complex. Bases 109 to 483 code for a protein of 124 amino acids. Gene Ontology annotation, biological process: tRNA 5'-leader removal. The transcript has 6 exons.
ACAGGCGUUUGUCCGCUCUGGUCGCAAAUCCUAGCUGAGAGGACUGAGCGGGGCGCUGGCGGCUGUGCUUCCUGCGCCAGGAGCGAGGUGUGAUCAGAAUUGCAAAAGAUGCCGGCAUCAGCUACCAUGUAUGAAAGAAUAGUUUACAAAAAUUCCUCAGAGUACCACUACAUGAAAGUCUGCCUAGAAUUUCAAGAUCAUGGAGUUGAACUAAGUGCAGCACAGUUCAAACAACUGCUUGUUUCUGCUCUGAAGGACCUGUUUGGGGAGGUUGGUGCUGCUUUGCCCGUGGACGUCCUGACCUAUGAAGAGAAGACCUCAUCAGCGAUCCUGAGAGUAUGCAGCAGUGGAAUGGUCAGAUUGUGGAGCUCUUUGACCCUGCUAGGAUCCUAUAAAGGCAAAAAAUGUGCUUUCAGAGUGAUUCAGGUUUCUCCCUUUCUCCUUGCAUUAUCCGGUAAUAGUAGGGAACUAGUGUUGAAUUGAAUAGUCUUUAAUUUUAGAAACUUU